Molecule: messenger RNA, 1467 nt
Organism: Acanthoscelides obtectus
Lineage: Eukaryota; Metazoa; Arthropoda; Insecta; Coleoptera; Chrysomelidae
Source: the annotation of a GenBank genome assembly
CUUCAUUAACAAAACCUCAAAAUCUAACAACAGUAGAAGUAAUUCUUCAUUGGGAAACAUUGUUUCUACGACGACGAUUUUGACAAGAAUGUGGCUUGCGCGUACUUAACUGCGACGUGUGGGAGCCACGUCCGUGUUCAAGCUUCACCACAAUCUUACUUGCGCAGGUAAAACUGUGGUGAAGCUUACACGUGUGGUAGGCCCAUUAGGCGAUCGUGCUGUAAGAGAUAGUGACUACCCCUGGUAUGGGAAUACACAUCGAAUUUUGAAGGCUUCGUUGAAGUCAGCAUUCUGUUUUAUACAAGUGUUUGUCAAAUAUGUCAUUUGUUAAAUGUCAAAAAAGUGGCAUCGCUAUCAAAACGUCAAUGUCAAUUUCCUUUUCGUCGCUUCUUAGACCAAGAUGGCUCGAGGCCCCAAAAAACAUUUGAAACGUUUGAACGCGCCUAAGGCAUGGAUGUUAGAUAAGUUGGGGGGAGUGUUUGCUCCCAGGCCUUCAACCGGGCCUCAUAAAUUGAGAGAAUCCCUGCCUUUAGUGGUAUUUCUGCGGAACCGUCUAAAGUAUGCCUUGACAAACAGUGAAGUAACCAAAAUUGUAAUGCAGAGGCUGAUCAAAGUUGAUGGAAAAGUGAGGACUGACUCGAAUUAUCCUGCUGGAUUCAUGGAUGUCAUCACUAUUGAAAAGACCGGCGAAUUUUUCAGGCUCAUCUAUGAUGUUAAGGGUAGAUUUGCCAUUCAUCGUAUCACUGCUGAAGAAGCUAAGUACAAACUCUGCAAAGUGAGACGUGUACAGACAGGCCCUAAAGGCAUUCCAUUCCUGGUAACCCAUGAUGGCCGUACUAUCAGAUACCCAGAUCCUUUGAUCAAGGUAAACGACACCAUCCAACUGGAGAUUGCCACCUCCAAAAUCCUUGACUACAUUAAAUUUGAACCAGGCAAUCUAUGCAUGAUCACUGGUGGCAGAAAUUUGGGGCGUGUUGGUACUGUGGUCAACAGGGAGCGUCAUCCAGGAUCUUUUGACAUUGUUCACAUCAAGGAUGCCAAUGGGCAUGUAUUUGCCACUAGGUUAAACAAUGUAUUUAUAAUUGGCAAAGGUUCAAAAGCCUUUGUGUCACUUCCAAGAGGAAAGGGAGUGAAACUUUCAAUUGCAGAAGAAAGGGAUAAGAGGUUAGCUGCAAAAACACAUUAAAUGUUAUAAACGUUUGAUUAAAAAAAAAAUUAAAAAAGUUUUAUUAGUUCAACCCUGUACCCUAUACCAGUUUGCAAACUGCUUACAUUUGAUAUUUCUGAUUGACUCUUCCUAUGACCCAUCUUACCAAGGCUGGUUUUUCCGAGUAUUAAAUUACUUAGUCUGGGCACAACACAUCAAAAAAAUUGCAGCACGGACCAGUGACGGCUAGUAAUAUUUCAAAAUUCCCCGUAUCGCUAAAGGACUCAUAAUUAUGACGGAUCCGUCAAUGCCAGGUAGAC